Messenger RNA from Strigops habroptila (Kakapo), 5441 nucleotides. RefSeq names its product SUN domain containing ossification factor (gene SUCO). NCBI's taxonomy places the organism in Eukaryota, Metazoa, Chordata, Aves, Psittaciformes, Psittacidae. Gene Ontology annotation, cellular component: cytoplasm; membrane. Gene Ontology annotation, biological process: protein folding in endoplasmic reticulum; regulation of bone remodeling. The coding region runs from base 158 to 3916 and encodes 1252 amino acids. The transcript is spliced from 24 exons. The record is from RefSeq and is a predicted model, not a curated record.
CUGCCGUGCGUCGCAUUUGCGUCGCGCGGGGGAGGGGCCGCCCCAACGGUCGUUCCUUCUCAGCGGCCGCCGCCGCCGCUCGCGCUUCUCCCGCGGCCCCUCUGCCGGGGAGGAUGCGCCGCCUCUUCCCGGCCGCGGCAGGUAGACGGGGGAGACGAUGAGGGAGCCGCCCCGCCGGCUCCUGGCCCUGGGCUCCUGCCUCUUCCUCUGCGCCCUGCUCUGGCUUCCUGUUUGCAAUGUCUUUUGUAAAGACAGUCUUUCAUCGGCAGUGCAAUAUACUUCAAGUGAUGCUUGUGCCCUGGCAAAUGAUGAUGAAAAUGUCCAGGAAAAGGGGGAAGAGGCUGGUCCCAGACUGGAGUCUGAGCAUGCAGACUCAAGUAUGCGGAGUUAUGCUACAGAAGAGCUACUUGAUGACCUUACAAAAUCUGUCCAGACUACAGAAAUGAGUGAAGCAAGACAGCCUGAAGUUGAGACACCACCUUCAGUAGAUUUCAAUGAAGCUUCAUCUAGCAUAGUUGCAAGCACUGAAAACACUUCCAGUUCACCUACCUCAGAGAUACCUCCAGUCUCACAGCCCGAUGCAAUAGAAAAUUCCCGUGCUGAUAUCCCUGUAGUCAGCUCUAGUGAAGCUGAGCAGUCAGAACCUGACUGUGAUAUUGGUGGGACACUUGAGGCUGACCCUCAGAGUGAGCCUUCCUCUUUUGUCAGUCCACCAGAGAGCCUUGCAGGUCAACAUAUAGAUAACAUAUCAUCUUCACACGGCAAGGGAAAGAAGACAAAAUCUGAGUUUGAAUCGAAAGUUUCAGCAGCUGAAAAGGGGGCAGAUGAGCAAAAAUCUGCUCUGAAUGCCUCAGAGAACUUAAAAAGGGAGAAAGACUAUAAGAAAACAGGAGACAUUGACCCUACGUCAGUGAUGACUCCCAAGGACCCUGGAGACAUUCCAACAUUUGAUGAAUGGAAGAAAAAAGUCAUGGAAGUGGAGAAAGAAAAGAGUCAGUCAAUGCACCCUUCUGCUGUUGGUGGGCAGCAUUCCACAAAAAAAGUCCAGAAAAAUAGAAAUAACUAUGCCUCUGUAGAGUGUGGUGCCAAAAUUUUGGCAGCAAAUCCAGAAGCAAAGAGCACUUCAGCUAUUUUGAUGGAAAACAUGGACCUUUAUAUGCUAAAUCCUUGCAGUACUAAAAUCUGGUUUGUUAUUGAGCUCUGUGAACCAGUCCAAGUAAAGCAGUUUGACAUUGCAAAUCAUGAAUUAUUCUCUUCAACUCCUAAAGACUUUCUGGUAUCUAUUAGUGACAGGUAUCCAACAAACAAAUGGAUUAAAUUAGGUACUUUCCAUGCCAGAGAUGAGAGAAAUGUCCAAAGCUUUCCUCUGGAUGAACAGAUGUAUGCAAAAUAUGUUAAGAUGUUCAUCAAGUACAUAAAGGUGGAGUUGAUAUCGCACUUCGGAUCAGAACAUUUUUGUCCUUUAAGCCUUAUAAGGGUAUUUGGUACUAGCAUGGUUGAAGAGUAUGAAGAAAUAGCUGAUUCUCAGUAUCAGUCCGAACGCCAGGAACUCUUUGAUGAAGAUUAUGAUUAUCUAUUGGAUUACAAUACAGGGGAAGAAAAGUCUUCAAAAAAUCUCCUAGGUUCUGCUACAAAUGCUAUCCUAAGUAUGGUAAAUAUUGCUGCUAAUAUGCUUGGAGCCAAAACUGAAGAGUCAUCUGAAGCUGAAGCAGGGAACACAAGUGUGUCUGAAAAUGUCACUGUUACCCCUGCAACUUCAACAGCUGCACCAAGACUGCCUGAACCAACUCCUGUUCCUUCACCAGAACUUGUUACUACAGAUAUUCCACAGAUAGAUAAAGAGCAAUUAAUUGUGGAUUUGACAAAGGAAAGUCCUAUUGUUCAGCUAGUACAAGAGUAUGAAGAAGAUACAAGCCGGUCAACAGUAACCUUGCUGCCCAGCGAUGAUCAGGAAGAAGAAGCAUCGGCAUGGUUUGAACUUGAGACAGAAAAGUACUGCUAUGACAUGGCAACAGUAUGUUGUAUUUCCACCUUUUCAGAAUACCUGUUUAAAUGGUGUUCAGUUGCAGUAGCCAUGCACCGUCAGCAUAGUAAAACUGAAGGUAAACAAGGGCAAGAUUACUCUGCUGAUGUUCAGCAGCCACAGACGGUUCUGACUGAACCUAUACAUGCGUCUGUAGAUGAGCCUCUGCCUGAGCAAUCAGACAGCAAAGUUGAGAGUUCAUCUGGAGCUACUGUUGCGGUUGACUUCAGCAGUGUGGUCCCUGAGGAGAUCGGUAAUGAGACCACAGACUCAAUUGAACUGGAGCCAAGCCAUCCUCAAACUGUCUCUCAGUCUCUCCUCUUAGAAGUUACUUCUGAAGUUAAGCCAUUGCCAACAACAGACAUGGCUUUGGAGCCUGAAAAAGAUGAUGUGAGCCAGGUAGCACCAGGGAUUACACCUCGGUUGGAUAUACCUGAGAUCAGUGCAGAAACAGAAAAGGCUGAGAGCUCUGUUGCAGAAGAAAGCCCUAUAGCUUCUGAGACCAGUGUGGCUACUGAGGUACAGGAGAUGAGCACAAGAGAGGCUAUGGCUACUCCAGUGAUUUCAAAGCCUACAGAGACUGUUCAGCAGCUUGAAUAUACAGUGGACAUGCUAGCCAGUGAGGCUGGGGAAGUAAAGGAAAGCACUUCAGAAGUGCAGAAACCUGUUUUGCCUCCUGUUGAGUCUUCUGUAUCUGCUGAAACAAAGGAGGAUGAUCAAGCAACAGAAGAAGCUUUAAUGGCAAUUCCGGUCUCUGGGGGACCACAGAGAACAGCUACAGAUUUCUAUGCUGAAUUGCAGAAUUCAACAGAUCUAGGCUAUGCUAACGGAAAUCUUGUUCAUGGAUCUAAUCAAAAGGAGUCUGUCUUCAUGCGCCUUAAUAAUCGCAUAAAAGCCCUGGAAGUAAACAUGUCUCUCAGCAGCCGUUACUUAGAAGAACUUAGUCAGAGGUACCGAAAGCAAAUGGAGGAAAUGCAGAAGGCUUUUAAUAAAACAAUAAUAAAACUUCAGAACACCUCAAGAAUAGCAGAAGAGCAGGAUCAGCGGCAAACAGAAGCAAUCCAGCUGUUACAAGCACAGCUCACCAACAUGACACAGCUAGUUUCUAAUCUGUCAACAACUGUGGCAGAAUUAAAACGUGAGGUUUCUGAUCGGCAGACUUAUCUUGUGAUUUCUCUGGUUCUCUGUGUCAUUCUGGGCUUGGUGCUUUGUGUGCAGCGGUGCAGAAGCUCUUCUCAGUUCUGUGAAGAUUACCUCUCAAAAAUUCCUAAAAGUAAUCACUACCCUAGCCCCAAAAGGUGUUUUUCCUCUUAUGAUGAUAUGAAUUUGAAAAGAAGAACUUCUCUUCCACUGGUCAGAUCACAGUCUUUUCAGCUAGCUGGCAAAGAAGUGGAUCCAGAGGACCUGUACAUUGUAGAACCCCUGAAGUUUUCCCCAGAGAAGAAGAAAAAGCGUUGUAAAUACAGAAGUGAAAAAAUAGAGACUGUUCAGUCAGCAACAGAGCCUGUGCAUCCGAUAGCCAACGGGGAAAUUAAAGGAAAGAAGCCGUUUACGAACCAGAGGGACUUCUCCAACAUUGGGGAAGUUUAUCACUCUUCAUAUAAGGGUCCUCCAUCCGAAGGAAGCUCCGAAACGUCAUCGCAGUCCGAGGAGUCCUAUUUUUGUGGCAUUUCAGCAUGUACGAGUCUGUGCAAUGGCCAGACCCAAAAGACAAAAACUGAUAAGAGGGCUAUAAAACGAAGACGGUCUAAAGUUUCAGACCAAGGGAAGCUUAUAAAAACUCUAAUACAGGCUAAGUCAGGGUCAAUGCCAAGCCUGCAUGACAUAAUCAAAGGAAACAAAGAUAUAACAGUGGGAACACUUGGUGUCACGGCAGUUUCUGGACACAUCUAAAACUAGCUGAACUUCUCAAACAGGAGUGUUUGUUCGUUUGAGAACAGUCUGUGGUAUUCUGUGGGAGGAUAGUGGGAGACGAAGAGCUCAACUAAUUGGAAAGUAUUCAGAAAUUUGGUUUCUGUCUUUUUAAAUAGAUGGGAUUGUGUCAAUCGUGGCUAUAAGCUGCAGCUUUACAAGGCUGGUAAUUUCCUAUGAGAACAGCUUGGGGGGAGGGAGGGCAGGGUUCAUUUUAUAAAGGUUUUUUUUUUCACAGUUCCUGGGGCAGAGAUUUUUUGAAACCCAGUUUGUUGGGUGGAAUAGGGAUAAAAGCCUAAUCCUCUUCCUUUAGCUUUGUUCCUAUUUCUUGCACCUUCCCAUAUUUAUGUGCCUUUUGUCUAUUUAUAAUGCCACUGGAAGAGGGGAAAUACAAUUGUUUGUCAUUUGAUUUAUUUUGUAAUUUCUCUAGCUUUUUUUGAAGAUGCAACACUACAGUGCUGUAAAGGGACAUGUGUUGGCCUUCAGCUGGACUCAGUAAUGUGGACUGGAUACUGUAAAAAUCCUAAUAGAUGGACUUGCCUGAUGAGAUUUUGGUUUUGCAAACUCAGUUGAGGAAAAUAUCUCGCUGGGGAUGGUAAUUUGGAGCUGUAGUCUUAUGUACUAAAUAAAUGACAGUGGCUCUUUAGGAUUUCCUCUGUAUGAUGGGAACUUAGGCUGCUGAAUGCAUGUGUUGCCUGAAUUGCCUGUGAAUGAGGUGGAUGGGGAACACUUGCCAUUUCUGUGCUGAGAGUUCAGGAAAGGCUCAGCUGAAGAACAUGAGGGUGAGCUGGUGCAGCUGCAGCUGGGCCUUCUCCAAGCCCGCUCUGGAUGUGUUGAGUUUGCAAAGCCUUGGGGUCUGACCAGUCAGGCUGGUUCAAAGUGGGUAUUUCUGUAAUGUUUGCUUUUGUAUUGGCUAACAAAUGUGCAGUGUUUGUAUGGUUGGUAUUUUCAUAUCCAAGUUGUUUUUUUAUUUUGACUGUGAUUGUAUAUUUGGAUACUAUAGGAUGUGUGAUUGCUAAAAUGUUGAGUGUGACUGUAUAUUUGGAUACUACAGAAUGUGUGAUGGCAAAAAUUUGAGUGUGUAUCUGAGAGAGUGGAACAAAAGGUUAUUCCUUUUGACAGGUGUUACAGGUUCACGUUGUAAAAAACUAAGUUAACUUAUUGAGCACUUUUAGUGGUACCCUUGUUAACAGAUCUAAUGCCUUUCCUGGGUAUUGUAUGUAAUGUGACUUAUUUAAAGCCUUUGGUUUUUUUGCUGCUUUCUUGUUAGUUUAUGGAUACUUUUAAAGUGAUGUACUUUUGGAGUUGAUCUGCACAAUUAGCCAGUCAGAGCACAUGAACCAGACAUAUUGAACAUGAAUUCAGAAGGGUUUCAAACCUGGAUGAGGAAAAUACAUACCACCUGAGUGCGGCAUACAAUGUUGUGGAACAAGACUAUGUAACUGCAGAGCUGUAGUGCCAUUAGAAACUGUGAAUUUCCAAAUAAAUCUGAACACUUUGUCUUUCA